Electrophorus electricus (electric eel) is the source of this 5734-nucleotide messenger RNA. It is a transcript of the gene nsd3, whose product is annotated as nuclear receptor binding SET domain protein 3. Gene Ontology annotation, cellular component: nucleus. The record is from RefSeq and is a predicted model, not a curated record. Lineage: Eukaryota; Metazoa; Chordata; Actinopteri; Gymnotiformes; Gymnotidae. Gene Ontology annotation, molecular function: protein binding; histone methyltransferase activity.
ACGGGCCUUGAGCUGGGGGCUUUUGUUGCGGCCGUAGAGAGGGCGAUAUCUGGGCUCUGAUCACCCUACUGGAGCCAAAUCUGCCCCAGGUCUAGCAUCCCGCGGAAGAAGGGGGCCUCUGGAAAUUCUACAGCCACCAGUUACUGCCAUGGGAAUGAGAUUGGGCUGAGCUGGGCCCCAGUCGUGGUUUUGCUCGGGCUUUGUGCGUGUAUGUUCAUGUUAAGUGCACCCGGACUCAGAUUAUUCUGUGUAUGUGUUGAGAAUGGACCACGCUGAAGACCCUGUAAGAGAAAGGGAAACUUAAGGAUGCUGGAACAGAACAAUGGAUUUCUCCUUCUCUUUCAUGCAAGGGAUCAUGGGAAACACAAUUCAGCAACCCCCUCAGCUCAUUGACUCGGCUAACAUCAGACAGGAGGACGUGUAUGAUGUCAUCAGCGACCCUGGGGACGAGGGCGGAGCACCCACCUACGAGUCCCCACUGGAGUCCGGGUUCUCCUACCCUCCUGAAGACCUUCCAGUGGUCACCAACGGUUACCCGACAGGGAUCGGCACCUACGAGCAGCAGGCCAAAUUUGCCUUGUAUUCUCAGUUCCCCAACGGCUCAGCCAACGGCUAUGGCGCCAUCCGUAACUUUGGGGACCAUGGACUACUGCUAGGGGAGGGGACGGUGUUGAGGACACCGGUUGUCCAGGAAAAACCAACAUCACACGUCUCUCCUCCACCUCAUGCUCAUCUCCAUCACCAGCCUCAUCAUCCUCACCACCACCACCAACCACCACAACAUCAGCAGCACCAUACCGCUAACCCCCAGCUCACACCUCAACCCCAUCAUCACCUGCCUCCACCUUCCCACCUCCUGCCUCCAGUCUACCCUCCACCCCCUCCCCUCCUGCUUCCCACAUCUCCACCUCCUCCGCCCACCCAGGACAGUGCUGUAGAGUCCAACCCUAUCGCGCAGUCGGCCGAGGUCACCCCCAAAAAGACUAACUCCCCGGAAAUCAAAAUCAAGAUCAUAAAGACCUACCAGAACGGCCGUGAGUUCUUUGAGUCCGCUCUGUGCGGGGACUUGCUGCAGGAGGUCCAGACCAGCCAGCCGUUCCGCAGGAGACACGAGCAGAAGAAGGAGAAGAGGAAAAGGCGAAGCCGGCACACCUCCUGCCUCGAGCGGGCGGGCCUUGCCGACCCGCCCCCAAGCUCAGCUUCACCCGCUGAAGGUGGUGCCACAUUGCCAGAUCAACCGCCUGCCUCUGUCCUCAAAAGCCCCAAAGCAGAACCCAAGGAACCCAAAGAGGAGAAGCAGGUUCCCUCGGUGAUCACGAGCACCGGCUGCUGCGUGGAGUACGAGAUUGGGGACCUGGUGUGGGCCAAGGUGGGGACCUACCCCUGGUGGCCCUGCAUGGUGUCCGCAGACCCCCAGCUGAAGGUCCACACUCGGAUCAACACGAGAGGUCACAGGGAAUACCACGUGCAGUUCUUUGGGAGUGUGGCCGAGAGAGCGUGGAUCCAUGAGAAGAGAAUCGUGGUUUAUAAAGGAGAGAGCCAGUUCGAGGAGCUCCAGGCUGAAACGUUACGCAAGACAACCAAUCCAACAGAGAGACACAAGCUUCUGAAGCCGCAGUCGCAGAGGGAGCGCGCUCAGUGGGAGGUGGGCGUCGGCCACGCCGAGGCGGCCCUGCUGAUGACCCAGGAGGAGCGGAAUGAGAACUACACUUUCAUCUACAUCGACAAGCAGCCCAGCGAAGACGCUGACCCCAUGACCUCACCCACCAGAGUCAGAAAGGGCGUCCGGGCCGAGCGGCGCUCCAGACGGUCCAAGAGCGGCGCGAGCUCGAGGGAAGAGCCCUCUGCCCGUCGCCAGCAGCCCCGCCGCCAGUGCAGCGCCACCAGUGGGGAGGAGCUGAGCUCUCCCGGGCAACGGGAGGAGGAGCCAGAACAGAGCCCGGAGAUGGAGCCCCGCCCCCAGGCCCCUUCCCCUCCUCCAGUUCGCACGCCCUGGAGGACAGCCGCCGCCCGCAAGCUCCUGCCCCUCUCCAUCACAAUGAAGAAGCUCAACGUGGAGAUCAUCAAGUGUGAUUGGCAGCUGCCCAAAGAGAAGGCAGAGCCUCCCAAGGAGGCGGGCCGGGAGGAGAGGGGAGGAGACCACGCCCAGUCCCCGGAGGGCUCGAGUGAUAAAGCAGAGGUGGAGACGUGCUCCAGUGAGGAGGAGAGGACAGCAUGGAGCGAUCCAGAGAGUGGAGAACACGGCUCAGAGUCCACUGACAGGAAGCAGCGUAGAUGUGGGCGGAGCCGCUCAGAGUCAGAGAAGAGUGUGGAGCCCAUUCCAAAGAAGAAAGUAAAAAAAGAACAGGCAGAAGCUGCACCUCAAAUGGACUUUAAAACAGGAUCACAGAAAGCAGGUGCCAGUGAGAUCUCGGACUCGUGUAAACCUCUGAAGAAACGCAGCCGUGCCUCCACAGACGUGGAGAUGGUCAGCUCUCUCUACAGAGACACAUCUGACUCCGACUCACGUGGCCUCAACGACCCCCAGAGUGGGUUCGGGAAGCGCUCAGACAGUCCCACUACGCUAGACGCAGAUGGCUCUGAUGCCCAGUCAGUGGACUCCACCGUGUCUCGCCAGGGUAACGGGUCCUCUAAGAAGGACACAGUGUGCCAGGUGUGCGAGACGUUUGGGGAAUCCCUGCUGUGCUGUGAAGGCGACUGUGACAGACUCUUCCACCCUGAGUGUCUCGCCUCUAGUGGAGCGUCAGACGGAGAACCCAUCUGUACCGAGUGCAGAACAGGUUCCCAUCCUUGUUUUUCCUGUAAGGUAGCGGAUGGUGAGGUGAAACGUUGUUUGGUGAGCGGCUGUGGUCGCUACUACCACGAGACCUGCGCCCGCAAAUACCCGGGCACUGCCCCUGAGCCCCGAGGGCUGCGCUGCCCACAGCACAGCUGCGCCACCUGCUGUCUGGAGAGAGACCUGCACAAAGCGAGCAAAGGUCGGCUUAUGCGCUGUGUCCGCUGUCCCGUGGCGUAUCACGUGGGCGAUGGCUGUGUGGCGGCGGGCAGUGUGAUCCUCACGCCUCACGUCAUCAUCUGUAGCAGCCACUCCAGCACGCGGAGGAACGGCCACCUCUCCUCCCCCGUAAACGUAGGCUGGUGUUUCGUUUGUUCCCGAGGACUCUUAGUGCACGAGCACACUGACUCCGUAUUAAGCUCAUGUACCUUUAAGUGUCACUACCUUCUGACUGAGUCAGAUCGCGCUGACUUGAUGAAAUUUCCUAUGAUUCCUUCUCCUUCGCCAGCUGCCAAAAAGAACCUUGGAAAAGGAGGAAGACUCCUGUGCUGUGAGGCGUGUCCCGCUUCUUUUCACCCCUCCUGUCUAAGCAUGGAGAUGCCAGACGGGGUGUGGCUGUGUCCGGACUGCAGAGUGGGGAAGAAACCGCACUACAAACAGAUCGUCUGGGCCAAACUGGGCAACUACAGAUGGUGGCCUGCAGAGAUCUGUAACCCGCGUCUGGUCCCGUCCAACAUCCAGAGUCUGAAGCAUGACAUUGGGGACUUCCCAGUCUUCUUCUUCGGUUCCCAUGACUACUACUGGGUCCAGCAGGGACGCGUCUUCCCCUACGUGGAGAGCGACAGGAACUUUGCAGAGGGCCAAGUGGGAAUCAACAAGACGUUUAAGAAGGCUCUUGAGGAGGCAGCGAGGAGAUUCCAGGAGCUGAAAGCUCAGCGUGAGACUAAGGAGGCCCUGGAGCAGGAGCGCAGCACUCGCCGGCCUCCUCCUUACAAACUCAUAAAGGUCAAUAAGCCGGUGGGGAAGGUCCAGGUACACGUGGCCGACCUGUCGGAGAUUCCGCGCUGCAUCUGCAGGCCGACGGACGAGCGUCCAUGUGGACAGGACUCGCAAUGCCUGAACCGCAUGCUGCAGUAUGAGUGCCACCCUCAGGUGUGCCCCGCUGGAGAGCACUGCCACAACCAGAACUUCAGCCGCCGCUGUUACCCUGAUACGCAGAUCUUCAAAACCCCCAGCCGCGGCUGGGGCCUCAAAGCCAAGCAGGACCUGAAGAAGGGUGUCUUUGUGAUGGAGUAUGUUGGAGAGCUGAUCGAUUCGGAAGAGUGUCGGCAGCGAAUAAGCCACGCCCACAAGAACAAUGUCACAAACUUUUACAUGUUGACCCUCACUAAGGACCGCGUGAUCGACGCGGGACCCAAGGGGAAUCUGUCCCGCUUCAUGAACCACAGCUGUGAUCCCAACUGUGAGACGCAGAAGUGGACGGUAAACGGAGACAUCCGUAUUGGACUCUUCACACUGUGUGACAUCCCUGCAGACACUGAGCUGACGUUUAACUACAACCUGGACUGUCUGGGUAACGGCAAGACUUCCUGUCACUGCGGGGCGGACAAUUGCAGCGGCUUCCUUGGGGUGAGGCCCAAGAGCGCCAUCGUCAUGGAGAAGGAGGAGAAGGUGAAGAACUCGAAGCUGAAAGCUAAGAAGCGGAGGCUGAGGUCAGAGGGGAAGCAGACGCUGGAGUCCUGCUACAGCUGCGGCCAGGAUGGAGAGCUGGUGCUGUGUGACCGCAAGGACUGUCCCAAGGCGUACCACCUGCUCUGUCUCAACCUCACCAAACCCCCCCAUGGACGCUGGGAAUGCCCGUGGCACCAGUGCAGUGUGUGCCAGUGUCCCGCCUCUUCCUUCUGCCACUUCUGUCCCGCUUCUUUCUGCCCGGAGCACGAGAGUGGGCAGCUAGCACUGUCAGCACAGGACAGUCAGCCCUGCUGCACCAAUCACGACCCAGAGAGAGUGCCCCGCCUGCCUGGCCCCGCCCACCUCAGCCAGAGCGCAGUGAAGGAGGAACCGUCUGAACCUGGAGAGGAUGAGGAGGAGAUGGAUGAAGGAGAUGGAGAUGGGGAGAGGAAGGGAACGAGAGGAAAGGAAGAGCGCGUGGCGGAGGUGUGAAGAGCGUCUUCGGCAACAGACCGCAAACCUGGACUGGAACACUCAGACGAGGGAGCCUCUCCGAGCUGCCGACGGGGCGCCGUGGUUCACAAAUCAAACCGUUACAAGUGUUAUUUUGUUGUCCAUUCCGUGACUUUGAGCCAGACGCUCACGAGGUACGGCAGACGUGCGGCGGCUGGGCAGUUGUGGGAAUGGAUCACACGAUGAAUCGUCACUUUACUGGUGUUUUCAGCCGGGUUCUGUUUCUACCGAGACCUCAUGGGAAAGGUGAAAGGUGAGGUCUUUACACAGUCUUGCAGUUCCAACCUCUACAACACCCGCAAAACCCUUCCAAGAAAUACCAGGACCUUUAUUUUCUGUACCUCAUGUAAAUACAGAGGGGAGCUAUGAGACAGGUCAACCAGAUUCAUAUCUGAUUAUCAGCUAGUGGUGGUUCCAUCUAAAAGCAAGAUCAGACGGUCUGUAAUCAGACGCUCAGUGGAGAUUGGUUAAGUGCUGCCACUUCAUGUCAGUUUGUGUUUGUGCUUUGUAAAAUAUAUAUCAUUAAUAUAUUUAUGACUCUGUUUACAUCCACUCAGUGUACAGUGUUGUUCAUUGGUAUUAGUGAGUUUAUCACUAUUGUUAACGUUGUAUAUGUGCCGUUUUUGUCAAAGAGACGAUGACGUCAUUGCUCGGCCUUAGCGGUGUUUGCCUGGUUUGGUAGAGCCCUGGUCAGCACCAUCCUCUCCACCUGCGGAAGGUGGAGGUGGUGGGGGCUAGGAGGCCUUUCACAGCACAGCACUAGCUUCAGCAUAG